Phyllopteryx taeniolatus (common seadragon) is the source of this 4126-nucleotide messenger RNA. Its product is annotated as GDNF family receptor alpha-2-like. Lineage: Eukaryota; Metazoa; Chordata; Actinopteri; Syngnathiformes; Syngnathidae. The record is from RefSeq and is a predicted model, not a curated record. Bases 477 to 1874 code for a protein of 465 amino acids. The transcript is spliced from 8 exons. Gene Ontology annotation, biological process: nervous system development. Gene Ontology annotation, cellular component: signaling receptor complex; external side of plasma membrane. Gene Ontology annotation, molecular function: signaling receptor activity.
UGCCUCCACACGCGCGCAGUCAGUGCUGCGUUCACAGUGAGGCGUACACUUCCCUGCCAGAACCCAGCUUAGCACGGGCUUUUUACUUUAUGCGAGAUACUAAUUGCGUCGGUGACACGCACACACUCCCACGAGGGAGCAAAAGAGUGUUGGGGAGGUUUAGAAUGCUGAGCGAUGAAGAAGUCUCACUAGUUGGUCGCUGUGAGCGUGCACGAACCUUGACAAGCUGCGUUCAUGGAUUGACUCAAUGACUGGCAUUUGACUUUUUUUUUUUUUUUCCCUCCAUUCAGUUUUGUUUUUUUGUUUAGUUGAUCAAAAUUUAAGGACAUUGGAUUAUUAUGACAUCGAUGCGCCGGUAAUUUGGAGUUGAAUGAGGAUACGGCUUUUCACCCCCUUUUAAAUCACGGAUUAACCUUUGGAAUAAUUAAAAGAAAAGCUUCAAAAAACCUAAUUGGAAACCACAUCCUCGCUCCAACAUGAGGUCCCUCACCGCGUGGAUUUGCGUGUGCAGCUUUCUUCUGCUCUUAGAUGAGACCGUGAGUUCCUGGGACGGCGCCUCGGCUUUGUCCGUGCUCUUGGCUGACGUGCACCCCGCGUCCGAAGUCACCGGAACCCCGUUGGAAUGGGUGGACUGCAUCCAGGCCAGCGACAUGUGCAACCAGAACCCUCAAUGCAGCUCACGGUACCGCGUGAUGCGCCAGUGCCUCGUGGGCAAGGAGAAGGAAGCCAUGCUGGACAACAACAGGGAGUGCCAAGCGGCCCUGGAGGUGCUGCUGGUCAGUCCGCUCUAUGACUGUCGCUGCAAGAGGGGCAUGAAGAAGGAGCUGCAGUGUCUUCAGAACUACUGGACCAUCCACAUGGGACUUACUGAAGGUGGAGAUGUGGAUGACUCGUCCCCGUAUGAACCUGUAGCACCUGGCCGACACCAGGAUGCAUUCCGCUUGGCCUCUAUCUCCUCAGGGAUGCUCACAGUGGCACCAAAGGGUUUCCCCUGCACAGACGCUGAGAGAACCUGUAACCCCUGCCUGGAUGCGGCCAAAGCCUGCAACCUCAACGGCACCUGCAAGAGGCACCGCUCCGCCUAUAUCGCCACCUGCAGCAAGGAGGACCCCAACAAGGGGGAAACUUGCAGCAAGAAGCGCUGCCACAAAGCACUACGACUCUUCCUGGACCGCGUGCCCACCGAGUUCAGCCACCGCCUGCUCUUCUGCCCCUGCCAGACGGAGGGCUGCGCAGAGCGCCGCCGCCAGACCAUUGUGCCCGAUUGCUCCUAUAAAGAGAAAGAAAAAACCAACUGCCUGGAGCUGAGGAUGGUCUGUCGUCAGGACUCCCUGUGCAGGUCCAGGCUGGCUGAUUUCAUGGCAAACUGCCGCAACAUCCCACCCACAGUGAGCACCUGUCCCAACCAAGACAAUCACCAGGCCUGCCUGGCCUCCUACACAAGGCUCAUCGGGACGGACAUGACGCCCAACUACGUGGACAGCAGCUUCAGCCACUGGAUCAUCUCACCCUGGUGCACCUGCAAGGGCAGCGGAAACCAGGAAGAGGAGUGUGCCAACUUCCUGCGCAGCUUCACCGACAACACUUGCCUGAGAAAUGCCAUUCAGGCCUUUGGGUAUGGUCUAGAUUACAUGGCCAGCAAGAACACGUCUGUCCCCGACCCCUCGGUCACGGUGAAGACGGGGUCAGAUCAGUUGGCAGCAACUACCGAGCCUCCUUUUGUGACCAUUGUGAAGUAUCCCGAACCGAGAGAUGGCGGACCCGGCAAACCCCAGGGCCUGCCAGAGGAUCACUGCGCCUGUGUGCGUGCCAACGUCUGGGCUCUGCUUCCCGGUCUGGCUUUGGCUCUGCUCCGGGCUCAACAUGCCUUAUAGAAGUGCCAGGAGGGGGAAAAGAGGUCACCCUCCCACAAGCUGAUCCCAAAAGCAGAAGGUGUUAUUUCUCUGACUGAUAUUAAGAAGACGGAAUCGCUGGAUGUUUGACAUGGAAAAAAGGAGGGGUGGGGGGGUGAAUCCAAAUGAAGGUUGAAGUUGAAAUGUUUGACUUUCAUUGACUUUCAUUUGGUGUCAUCCCAACAUAGACUACAUGGAUUGAACACAUGGCUUUGGAAAAAAAAAAAAAAAAGGACCCUCCCUGCCAUGAGGGCCUUCUCCCUCUCACAAAGACUUUUCAGCAAAGGAGGAAGCCAUGAUGAUCAAAGGUUGACAAAGAGAAAACCAUCAACGAAAAGGUUGAGAAAGAAUGUCGUUUUUAAUGUCUUUGAAUAGGUUCUUGACUUGAGGGGGCCCACAGAUGAUGAUUACAGCGCGUCUAUUGUAAACUCUAAUCUGUAAAACCUACUCAGUGUUCUAAGUGUUGGUAAAGUAUCUGUGACCAUAAAAAAAAAAUUACAAAAAUUAAAAAAUUGUGAAGGCUCUUUCAUUUUGGGUGCCCCAGUGUGCAGUUUUAUGGGAGAUGGUCAAAUGUUGUUAAUGGUUCUUUACUCGUUUGAGAUGUUGCUGUUGACCAACCAUGGCUGUACGCCACCCAUCCACUUGCACAUGUUAAUAUUUGUCAAUGUAUUUAAUGAAAAGAAAAGAAAAAAAAAAACACCUUGUUUCCUUUCUUUCAGCCAAAAUUAUAUCUGCAGUGAUGACUGUGUAUUGACUUUGAAAUGGAUUUGUUACUUACGGAAGGCCUUCAUUAUGUGCGUUUAAAUCUGUCUAUGUAGGAAUGAUGACAAAUAAUGUAUACAGGAAUGAGAUUAAAUGAACUAUGUCUGCUUAGAAAGCUACAACCUGACGUGUGAGUGAUUUAAUGUGCUCAUCAAGACAAUCAAACAAAGUGUGUGUUUGGCUUUGUGAUAUAAAAAGUCCACACACCCCUGUUCAAAUGCCAGGUUUUUGUGAUAUAUAAAAAUGGAGACCAAGAUAAAUAUUUUAGAAACUUUUUUCCACCAUUUGUGACCUAUAACAUCCAUCCAUCCAUUUUCUGAGCCGCUCAUCCUCACAAGGGUCGCGGGAGUGCUGGAGCCUAUCCCAGCUAUCAUUGGGCAGGAGCCGGGGUACACCCUGAUCUGAUUGCCAGCCAAUCGUAGCGCACACAUAAACAAACAACCAUUCACACUCACAUUCACACCUAGGGACAAUUUAGAGACUUCAAUUAACCUACCAUGCAUGUUUUUGGGAUGUGGACAUGUACAACUCAAUUGUUUUUCUAAUCUUUUUGAGAGGGGAAGUAAAGAUAACCUGAUAUAAUGUGGUUGUAUACCUUCUUAUAACUGGAAAGUGGCUCAAAAUUAACCAAUUACAUUCAAGCUCUUGUUAAUCACACAUCUGCCGGAUUUAAACUGCCUCUGGUUAACUCCAAUCUUAAAAUGUUCUUAUAAGCCUUUCUUGAUAUGAGUUUGCUUUCGAGCAAGUCUGACAGUUUUGUACACUGACUGCUAUUUCAAACUUUUCAUAAUUCCUUCCAACUUGUCUAAGGCCCUAGUUCCAGCAGAAGAAAAAAAAAAGAGGUAAUCUCCAUGCUUUACUAUAGUUAUUGUGUUCUUUGGUGACAAGCAAUGUAGUGUUUGCCCCUUUUUGGAGUUAUGGGUUUUGCUUUCAUUGGACCAAAACAAAAUCUCCCAAACACGUGGGAAAAUGUUAUAAGAGGGUCAACCACAUUUUAGGUGUUUAUUUUUACUUCACCUCUCAAAAAGAUUUAUAAAAAUUCAAUUGAGUUGUAGAGAUUAUAGGUCAUGUUAAUGAUGGAAAAAGGUUUGAAGUGAUUUAUUUUUGUCUCAUUUUUCUGUAUUACAGAAAACUGGCAUUUAAAGAGGGUGUGUAGACUUUUCAUUUCCACUGUGUAUGCUUGAGAAAAUGUUGCGUCAUCAAUGUGAUGAGACCAGUUUGUGAAGCAUGUUAGGACCAAUGCAGGACAGAAAUACUCUUACAUUGAGAAAGGAGGGAAAUUUCAUUUUUAUUUUUUGUGUUUGUGCAGAAUUUUAUUGAUAAGAGUAGUAAGGUAUUUUGCAAAAAGUGAGGCUAUUUUUUCCGCUCAAAGUUUGAUGGACUGUUAUCUGUAUGCUAAAUAAAUAAUGCUAAAAGUGUAGUUGCUGCUGAGCUUAGCUGUGUAUAAAGAUUGGAAACAAGAAAAUGGCUUG